Molecule: messenger RNA, 3406 nt
Organism: Archocentrus centrarchus (flier cichlid)
Lineage: Eukaryota; Metazoa; Chordata; Actinopteri; Cichliformes; Cichlidae
Product: cilia- and flagella-associated protein 69-like
Exons: 23
Coding region: 270-3128 (952 amino acids)
Biological process (GO): olfactory behavior; response to odorant; positive regulation of flagellated sperm motility
Cellular component (GO): sperm midpiece; non-motile cilium
Source: RefSeq, a predicted model, not a curated record
UACUGCUAAAGGGUAAUCAUAACAACAGCAUCGCGCCGUCAGACUCGGUCAACAAAAACGGAACGAAGAGGAGAGCAGAGGUGGUUGUUACCUGGAAAAAAAGGCAACAGGAGCUCAGGCUGAGCGUCGGUUAGAGUUAGUGCGUUGUUUUUAAUGAACAAACACAACAGGUAUUUAGAAAAGCGGGCCGAUUUAUAAUGUUUAAAACUCUGUAAGCUGCGAAAGAAAAUGCGUUUCUUCAUCUACGCAAAGCUCCUCUGAAUUUACAAAUGGAUUCGGGAAAAGUUGCGCACAGAAGAAAGCUGGGAAGCCCUGUGAUCGGUCUGAGAGCACCCCAGAAGAGUCAGCACCUUCAGGGGGUCAGUGCUAAAAGUCUUGACCUCAGUAAGGUGAUUCGUCUUCUUGAAGAUCCUUUGACUACUAACUUGAAGGAAAGGCACCUUUUUGUCCUGAAGAAACUACUGAAGAAAAGCCAAAUUGGCUUCCUUUUAAAGGAGCUGAUGGGCAUUGCUAAAAUACUCAACAUCUGCGCCCAGAAGGCGACAGAUCAUCCUGAAUAUGUGCCCGUUCUGUGUGAAGCUCUCACGAUCUGUCGGCUUCCCUUCCUGAAGGAGAAGGCGUCUGACGAGCUGACCUACGCUCAGGACGUCACGGAGUUUCUCUCUCAGAUGGGGUGUCUGAUGAGGGUGUCCGAUGCUGAAGUGAGGCGGCACGUGGUUGAAUGUGUGAAAUCGUUCUACGGCUCCGUGGCUCCCAAACAGAUGCUCGAUGGUACGGACGGUACCAAACGAAAGCCUCGGACUUUCCCCUCUAACAACCGAUUUUCUAGACUUUCCCUAAGCCUCCAGCCAACCUCUCCAGGCUACAGGCUGCAGCUGCUGGAGCGCAGUGAGCUGGCUCAGACACUUCUCCUCUCCAUGGCCACUCUGGAGAACCAGCCCACCAUCAAACUGCAGCUCCUUCAGACCCUUCAGAUCCUCUCCAGUGCCUCCGAUAUGAACUGUUCUUCCAUUCUGCUCGCACGGGGAGCAGAGACAGUAUGUCUCCACAUGAACGAACCCGACCCCACCGGCCAGGUCCUGUUCCGCUCCUCCGAGAUCCUCUGGAACCUGCUGGAGAGAGGCGACGAGGAGGAGGUCGCCGCUCAGCUCGGCAGCCUGGAGUGUGUCCUCUCCCUGAAAGAAGCGUUUUCCCACCUGCUGCUCUCCGGCUGUGGACACUCAGACCUCCAGCUCAGAAACGAUCUGCUCGUGAUCACCACUCUCGUCGCAGAAAGUCCAGACUCUCAGCUUAUUGAGAGUUUCUUUGCCAAACAGCUCGUGGCUUUCAGCACAUUUCCAGAGCUGAAAAUUCACAACCCUUUGGUCCACAACCUGAAGCUCUCCUACAGUAAGGAAGACCUGAAAAUGAAGAAGCUGCUGCUGAAUCUGCUGGUUAUUAUGUCGCGGGACUUGGCCGCCCUGCAGCUUUAUAGAGAAGAACGAGUCAUGUUGGCUCUGCUGACGCUCAUGAAGCCGCCUGACGCCUCCUCGCCUGAGCUCCAGUCGGGGUCGCGUCCGUGGUCCGCUGCGCAGAGUGAGGAGCUCCAGCUGCAGGCGCUGGCCACGCUCGCCACCGUUGCUCCUCUCAUGCUGGACGAGUACAUGUCCUGUGAGGGAAACACCUGUCUGCUGCUCCUGCUGGACUGGUGCAGCGGGCAAGAUUCUUACUUUGGCCACGGUCACAGCGUCCACGCCGCCGGAGGCAGAGGCAGCAAGAAGGCUCAGAUGCGGCACUGCAUCCGAGUGUUGAGGUCAAUGACAUCUCUGGGUGAAGAGACUAUAAAUCAGGACCUUUGUGAUCAGGGAACCAUCAACCAGCUUCUGGGAAUCUUGAUGCAGAUGGAAGCGGGUCCUGAUGAUGAUGAUGAUGUCAUCGCUGUGGAGAUAAAGUCAGACAUUCAAGUGAUCCUUUCAACGCUGUGUGAGACCGACAUGCACAGAAAGGAACUGUUCGGCUCCGAGGGAGUCGAGAUGGCAGUUCACUUCCUGAGAAAAGGCUCGGACAAGUUCUACAGCGGCCUCGGACACAACAAGCUCCUCCUCUCCACAGUGGACUGUGUGUGGUCCUGUAUUGUGGGCUGCUACACCACAGAAGAUUACUUUCUGGUUAAAGAUGGGGUGUUUCAUCUCCUCGACUUACUCAGUACUAGCCCCAGGUGUGUACACGGCAUCGUCCUCGCCACCCUGCUAGAGUUAUGCGACAACCCGAACACCGUAUCCCAUAUCCUGACCUGGAGGAACGGCAACGGACAGACGGCUCCCAGACUCCUGCUGCAGCUGUGGAGGGAGGAAGAGGAGGAGCUGGGCGUUCAUCGGAACAAACACGGAGGCAUCACAGAUCCUCAGAGGCCCGUCCUGACACAUUUCCAGCCUGAUGACCCUCAGCCUUCAUUUCCUGCCAACCUGCCGAGCGCUGCAGUGCUGGAGAUGUCAGAGAACCUGCGGUCAAAGAUUUACUCCAUCUUCUGCAAACUUGGCUUUCAGGAGCUUCCUGGAUUGUUGGCCAAAGAUUAUGUGACUCUGACCAUCAUCAGGAGAUAUCUAGACUUGAAGGUCGGUGAGGUGUGGGCCGAGAUCAGCAGGGAACUGAGCGUGGACGGCGUGAGGCCAGUUAGCCCCGACCGGGAGGCUCUGAGCAACAUCUGUAAGACUGCAGAGGACACCGCAAGAAGGCUCAUGGAGGAACAAAACAGCAUCCUGGGGCACCAUCAGGAGGAGGACGUCAGCGAGGAGGAGCUCACAUACACAGAGAUGAAGUCUCGCUGGAAGCAAAAGGAGUUCAUUGCCAAAUCAUGGGAAGAUUACGUUUCCAGGACUUCAAACUAUGAGACCUUAAAGGAAGUAAAAGCACAGAGGGAAAAGGACGCUGAAUCAUCCAGAGCUAAACCAAAGGACGAGGGCGCUGCUCUUCAUCCUGCAGAGCAUUUCAUCGGGCACGUGAUUGCAGUAGAGAGCACAGGCGCUCAGGGUCCCGCAGGAGUGAAGGUGACCCUGGUCAGAGCUCCAGUCAGGGCCACGGGUCAGGACAGAGGGCCGCCAACACGUCCAAACCCAGACGCCGCCAGCACCGGAUCAUCCAGAGACUGACGGGACCAAAGACGCUGGUUUAAUGCAAGCUGUUUACACUGUUAUUGUAACGGCAUUUUAUUUUCUUUAUUGUGCUGUGAAUCCAUAAAUCUAAACUCUGUGUAAGAGCGCAUUAAUGUGUUUUAUAUGUGUAGAGUAGAGAGACCAGGACCCAGUUGCUGGAUGUAGUUUGAAGUUUGAAAAAGUGAGUUUUAAUAGCUUAAAAUUUCAAAAUAACCAAAGCAAGAAUAUGGAACUUUUUUUUUUUUUUUACAAAUAAAAUAAAUAAGAAAUAAAUC